Neospora caninum is the source of this 1485-nucleotide messenger RNA. Its product is annotated as MGC81784 protein, related. The coding region runs from base 1 to 1485 and encodes 494 amino acids. The transcript is spliced from 2 exons. The record is from RefSeq and is a predicted model, not a curated record. NCBI's taxonomy places the organism in Eukaryota, Apicomplexa, Conoidasida, Eucoccidiorida, Sarcocystidae. Gene Ontology annotation, molecular function: glutamate-5-semialdehyde dehydrogenase (NADP+) activity.
AUGGCGUUCGCGAACGGGGCGGACGCUCCUGGGGAGGCAAAGAAAGUGAAUGUCAAACCAGACGAAAACACAGAUCUCCCAGUCCCUGAAACUCAGAACGGAAACGCCAAAGGCGGGUGCGUUCGGCGAAUUGCGCAUGUGGCGCGUGACGCGUCUAGGCGACUGCAGACGAGCACCCUAGAGGAAAGAAACGCGGCUUUGCAGGCGUACAAGGCGGGCCUGAUUCACUUCCGCGACGACAUCGAAGCCGCAAAUCGGCGCGACCUCGAAGCAGCCGAAACGGCGAUCGCGACGGGAGAGCUGUCGGCUUCGGUGUCUCAGCGUUUGAACUGUCGAGGGAAGAAAUUCGACGCGCUGCUGAACGGUCUCGACGCGCUGAUUGCCAAGGCUGACCCUCUCGGGGUUUGCGACUUGGCGACGGAGUUGGGGAGCGGCCUGGAGCUGUUUCGCGUGUCGUGCCCGAUCGGCGUUCUCGCCGUCAUUUACGAGGCUCGGCCUGAGGCAGCCGUGCAAGUGGCGAGUCUGGCGUUGAAGACGGGAAAUGCGCUCCUGUUGAAGGGAGGAAAGGAGGCGAAGGAGACGAACCGGGCUGUGUUCAAUGCCCUGCAGUGGGGGUUGGAGAACGCGGCGAUUCCGGCGAUCUCGAAGGAGGUUCUCCAGUUGAUCGAGGCCCGCGAAGAAGUGACGGCGCUGCUGCAGCUGGACGACGAGGUUGAUCUCCUCAUUCCGCGAGGCUCCAAGAGUCUGGUGAAGUACAUCAAGGACAACACGCGGAUCCCAGUCCUCGGGCAUGCAGACGGAAUCUGUCACAUCUACGUCGACGACGCGGCCGCGCUCGACAAGGCGGCGAAGAUCGUCGCGGAUGCGAAACUGCAGUACGUAGCUGCAUGCAACACCGUCGAGUCGCUGUUGCUUCACCGUUUGAUUCUGCCCACGUUCCUCCCGUCACUCAUCUCUGCGUUGGCGCCCCGCGGCGUCACGUUCAAAGUCGACUCUGUGGCAUUCGCGUAUCUCGAGACGCACGCUGCGCAUGCACUUGCGACACAGGCUGUAGCGCUCGCCUCUGAACAGGAUUUUUGCACCGAGUGGCUCAGUCCGGUUCUGUCGGUGAAAACGGUCGAGUCGCUCGAAGAGGCGAUUGCACACAUCAACAGUCACGGAUCCCACCACACAGACUGCAUCGUCACAGAAAACAAAGCGCACGCUCAGCAGUUCAUGAGAGGUGUCGACUCCGCGGGAUGCUACUGCAACUGCUCGACUCGAUUCGCCGACGGCUACCGAUACGGCUUUGGAGCAGAAGUCGGCGUUUCGACAAACAGAAUCCACGCGCGAGGGCCGGUCGGGCUGGAAGGCCUUGUCACUUACAAAUACUGUCUCUACGGGGACGGGCACACGGUGGGGGACUUUGAGGAGGGGCGAGCGCAGUACACACACAGAGCACUCGACGCCGACAGGGCACGGCUCGACGGCCGGCGAGGAGGCUGA